UUUUUUUACAUCGGGCUCGAAAAGCAGGGGGCGUGGUAAAGAUUGAAAUGACGAUAAUUUGAUAUAGGUGUUUUGGACUCUAAAAAUGUCUUUAAACUUAGCCGCAACGCCAGCGAUAAAACGAGCUGUUGUACAUAUAAAUGAACUGGAUAUAUCAAAGUUUCCCUUACUGUUGACAAGGAUUCUUUCUAAGCUUCAUUUGAAGGAUGAAAGAACUUUCUCAGAAGAGGAGGAGGAGAAACUCCAGUCCUCACUGUCCCUAUCUGAUACUGACCUAGAAUUAGUCAUUCAUACACUGGAGUUCAUACUACAUCAGGCAGCUUAUCACACAGCUAAACCAGGGAUUUUAGGCCAGCAGCUUCAACAGUUAGAGCUAGAGGAGGAAAAAGUAAGAGUUAUUGUUGAUGCAUGGAAGAGCACAGCAGCAGAUGUAGUAACAAAGCUUCGACAGAGAAGCAUCACACCUAAACGUCUGGAGGACAUCAACUGGAGGCUGAACCUUCAGAUGGCCCAGUCCAGCAAGGCCAAGAUGAAGCUCCCCAAUGCCAUGUUUGAACUGGGAGUCAGGGAUGAAAACUCCGAGAACAAAGAGAAAAUUCACUUUGAGAUGACACAUGAUGAAUUAUACUCAUUCUACAACCAGCUUGAAACAAUACAAAAACAACUGGAUGGUCUAGGCUGAAAAACUUGGCAAGAAGAACCAAAUGGUAUUGGUCAAAAAGUUCAGGAGUUUUUCCAAGAGCAAAAGUUAAAACACUUUGAAAAG
Messenger RNA from Saccostrea cuccullata (small rock oyster), 766 nucleotides. RefSeq names its product COMM domain-containing protein 10-like. The coding region runs from base 86 to 682 and encodes 198 amino acids. The record is from RefSeq and is a predicted model, not a curated record. The transcript is spliced from 7 exons. Lineage: Eukaryota; Metazoa; Mollusca; Bivalvia; Ostreida; Ostreidae.